GUCACAACCCGCCGCAUCUCGACCAGGAGUUUGGGUCUGUGUCCAUCCACGCUUGCCUUUCCAUCUCGACCUAGCCCUGCUUGACUGCCCACACGAUGCCUUAUUAGGGGACAAUCAUUCGAGGUGCGAAGUCGUAUCGCUUCACUCAUUCUUCUCAUCCUUCGACAAUGUCGUCGCUCCCCUCGUCCCAGGGCGGCGGGCCCGACGUCAUCUUCUACCACCUCCCGCCGAACUUCGCACAAGCAUUCUCGUCCUGAUGCAGAUCUUUGCCGCAUUCCUCGGCAUGUCAAUCUUCGACCUUGUCUCUCAUUUCACCUUUGACGUCCAGCUUCUGUUUUCCAAAGGAUGGAGGGAGCCCUUCAAAGUCAUCGCCCGGCUCAGCUAUUUGACCUGCCGCUACACCUCCCCUGUCCUGCUCACUUGCGUCAUCAUCUUUAUGACGGUACCCAUCAAGGAUUGCGCCAGCUUCAUCACCGGCGUCAAUGCUGUGCUCGUCCUCAACCUCAAUGCCGUCUCGCUCAUCUUUGUGCACAGAACCAUGGUCCUCUGGGACUGGGAGGCUCGCGUCGUCAUACCUUUGAUCUCUGCUUGGCUCUGCGUUCUGGGCGUCUCCAUCGUCGUCUUGCCCUGGUACGGUGUCGGGAUGUCGCUGCCAAACUCCAACUUCUGCAUCUUUGACACGAGACGGGAGGAACGGAUGCCCUACACACUCAGCUACAAGAUCACAUCUCUUGCGCUCGACUUUGCCAUCAUGUGCCUCACAUUGCACCGCCUCCUCGAAGGGGGUUUGCGCAGUCUCUUCACCGGCAAGGGCCGUUCCUUUAUUGGCAACACUGGUCUCUCCAAGACAUUGGCUCGGCAAGGCUUCCAAUUCUUCUGCCUCCAGGUCAUCACCGACGUUGUUUUCCUGAUCCUCUACUGGUCAUUCCCCGCCAGCGAAUGGACCUUUCAAUUAGCCGGCAGCGCCAUGGUCUUCUGCGUACCAACAAUCUUGGCUGGCAAGGUAUUUCGCGAUGCUCGCAAGGUGGUCGUUGCUGGCGCCACUUCACAAGGAUCCCGUGGCGAGAGUGGAACGGAUCAGAAUCGGUCGUUGCGGAAAGACCGCGAUUCGCAGCAUGGUGCAAACUCGUACAGCGCAACCGCGUCGCCCCUGUCGUUCCACGAGGGCCGACGUAGGCGCCAUCCUUCAGAAUCGGACUCCGAGGGCCUCAGGAAAGAAGAGGACAUUGAGCUUGCCGAAGAGUGUGAUCGCAGUCCCUCAAGGGGGAGGAGCAGGAGCUCUAUGGGGCCUCUCGGAUUAGGAAUUAUCGCCAAGAGCCCCUUUUCGCGGGGACGGGAAAGCCAAAUCUUUGCGUCUUCGAGAGUGGCAGGCAUUCUUCCAUUGACAUCGAGCGAUCAUGUAGGCGAGCUGGCCUCUGAGAGUCCCUCGCUGCCAUACAGCCAUCAAGAAGCAGACGAGGAAGCCGUGGCAAGGGCCUGGCCCCGCCUCUCUCGCAAACACGUCGCCAAUACGACCACGAGCAGAAAUGAGCCGACUUCGACGUCCUUUGCAGGCCUCAUCGCCACAAAUGGUGAGCCAGGGCCAGACCAGGCGCCUUUUGCCGCGCACGAGACUAUGGUACAGGAGAGCAACUCUUGGUCGCCCCAUACGCCUCUUGAUGCAUAUCCUUUCAGCCCGGAACCGGCACGGCUCCGCCCAGAGUCGCCCGAUCUGCUCGGUAAUGCUGAGACUUCUAAGCUCUACUGAAGCUGUCUCUCCCUCGGGAGUCCAAGCUCGACCCCCACUCGUGGCCGACAAAGGGACAAAUUUGCCGCUUCCCAUCGUCCGUAGCACACAUUCUUUCUUCCAUGGUCGAGUCUGUCAUCCACAAGCAUCAACCUGUACUCUAGACUGCACACACACACACACACACACACACACACAUUCACUCUCUACAUUACUUUCUGAGACGUUUGAUUGUGUCCAGACUCGCAAACUCACUCAAUCCUCUGCAAUAUCCUGUCC
Molecule: messenger RNA, 2005 nt
Organism: Acaromyces ingoldii
Lineage: Eukaryota; Fungi; Basidiomycota; Exobasidiomycetes; Exobasidiales; Cryptobasidiaceae
Exons: 2
Coding region: 257-1747 (496 amino acids)
Source: RefSeq, a predicted model, not a curated record